Messenger RNA from Condylostylus longicornis, 762 nucleotides. RefSeq names its product pickpocket protein 28-like. Gene Ontology annotation, molecular function: ligand-gated sodium channel activity. The coding region runs from base 1 to 762 and encodes 253 amino acids. The transcript has 5 exons. NCBI's taxonomy places the organism in Eukaryota, Metazoa, Arthropoda, Insecta, Diptera, Dolichopodidae. Gene Ontology annotation, cellular component: membrane. Gene Ontology annotation, biological process: sodium ion transmembrane transport. The record is from RefSeq and is a predicted model, not a curated record.
AUGGGCUCUGGUAUGCGAUAUGGUUUAGAAAUGAUGUUCUCUGAAUCUAAAAAUAAUGAUGAUUAUGAUGUUACAUGUAUCAGUCCAAUACAGGGAUAUCAGCUUGUAUUACAUUCAGCAAAUGAAUUCGAACUUCUUGGUUUAACUUGUAAUUUCAGACGUCAAUGUUAUUUUCAAAAAGAAAGAUAUUUAAAAUUUUUUAAAAAAUAUAAUCAAAGAAAUUGUCAAACAGAAUGUUUAGCUAAUCAUACUGUGCGUAAAUGCGGUUGUGUACCAUAUUUUAUGCCAAAAUUGAAGUCGACACCGAUUUGUGGCCUUUCAAAUUUUGAAUGUUGUCAUUUGGCCGAAAAAGAAUUAAACAAACUCGAAUAUGAUGAUGACUUUGAUGAUGUAGUUGAUGGUAGAGAAGAGAAAUGUAAUUGUUUACCAGAUUGUCAUUCAAUUUCAUAUGAUACCGAAAUCAAUACAGUUGAAAAUAAUUUCAAAGAACUUUUGAUUAAAAUAACAAAAGCACGAAAUCAGUCACAAAGUGAUGAAGAACUUGAAGAAAAAUUUAAAAAUUUUGUCAGUACGAAGUUUUUCAUUUAUUAUAAAGAAGAUCGUUUUAUAACAUCAAGACGCUCGGAACUCUUUAGUACAACAGAUAUUAUAGCUCAAUGUGGUGGUUUAUUGGGACUUUUUAUGGGAGUAUCCUUAAUUAGUUUAGUGGAAAUUGUUUAUUUUCUAACCGUACGAUUAUUUCUUAACACAAGAAGAAGUUAA